Messenger RNA from Pichia membranifaciens NRRL Y-2026, 5835 nucleotides. RefSeq lists its product as hypothetical. Bases 1 to 5835 code for a protein of 1944 amino acids. The transcript is spliced from 3 exons. NCBI's taxonomy places the organism in Eukaryota, Fungi, Ascomycota, Pichiomycetes, Pichiales, Pichiaceae. The record is from RefSeq and is a predicted model, not a curated record. Gene Ontology annotation, molecular function: ATP binding; ATP hydrolysis activity; nucleic acid binding.
AUGGCUACCUACAAUGUUCAAUCAACAGGAUCCUACAUGCAGGCCAUGGAUCCCAUGCGAGAAAAGCUAAGCAUAAUACAUCUCGAUAAUGAAGAAGAGUCACUUAAAUUGCCAACCAAUUUUAUUGAUGAUGAUAUUCUUGCAGAUUACGAUAAGAUUGACGAAAGCGAUUAUGAUGAAAGUGAUGACAGCGGAGAUAACGAGGCCUUUCAUUAUGAAGAUGACGAUUUAACAAAAUUAUUCUUGAUCAAUGAAAUUAAGGAGGAGUGUAACAGAGUGCAUUUAAAGCACACUGAAGGAGAGGAUGUUGAUGGCGAUACUUUCCAGCUGUUUGAAAAUAUUGUAGACUUGUUACAGAAAGAGGAUGACGACGCAGGUCUCCAAGGAGCUUUAUUUGAUAUUUUGGGCUUUGAGGAACUUGAUUUGAUUACCAAGCUAAUCACAUCAAAGGAAGAAAUCUUGACGCAAAUGAACCAUGAAUUGAUGACAGUAGACCAAAUUAAAGCAAAAGUUGCCGAAAAUGCUAAACGGGCAAGAGAACAACCGCUUGCGAAAGAGCAUUCCGUUACCAAAUAUCCUCAUGUUUUUAUGUCACACAGUGCAGGCAAUACUAUCUCUUUCACAGGUAAAGCAUACACAUUACCUGUGGGUACAGUAAGAGAAUCUUUUGAGAAACAUGAAGAAGUUAUUAUACCCAAAAGCGAAACACGAAAUUCGUUGGCCCCAAAUAUAUUCAUUCCUAUCAAAGAGUUGGAUUUUCUUUGUCAAGGAACCUUUAAAGGAUAUAAAACCUUAAAUCGUAUGCAAUCACUAAUUUAUGAUGUUGGUUACAACACAAAUGAAAAUAUGCUUGUGUGUGCACCUACUGGUGCCGGUAAAACAGAUGUUGCAUUAUUGGCUAUUUUACAUACAAUCAAGCAGUUUGUGUCCGAAAGUGAAACUAGCGACACUGAUACUUUGAAUGUUGAUAUCGAUUACGAUGAAUUCAAAAUUGUAUAUGUUGCUCCUUUAAAGGCUCUUGCUGCAGAAAUUGUUGAGAAAUUUUCCAAAAAAUUGGCAUGGUUAGGGAUACAAGUCAGAGAAUUGACCGGUGAUAUGCAACUAACUAAGGCAGAAAUUAUGACAACCCAAAUCAUUGUAACAACCCCUGAAAAAUGGGAUGUGGUCACUCGUAAAUCUACAGGUGACUCUGAAUUAGUGCAGAAAGUGAAGUUGCUGAUCAUAGAUGAAGUUCAUUUGCUACACGAAGACAGAGGUAGUGUCAUUGAAACACUUGUUGCAAGAACUUUGAGACAAGUUGAAAGUACACAAUCGAUGAUUCGUAUUGUUGGUUUGUCUGCAACUUUACCAAAUUUUGUAGAUGUUGCAGAUUUCUUGGGGGUGAAUAGAAAUGUUGGAAUGUUUUUCUUUGAUCAGUCUUUUAGACCAGUACCAUUAGAACAACAGCUAGUUGGUGUAAGAGGUAAAGCGGGCUCCAAACAGGCGAGGGAAAAUUUAGAGGAAGUAUCUUUCAACAAGGUGAUGGAAAUGAUCAAGUUGGAUCAUCAAAUUAUGGUUUUUGUUCAUUCUCGUAAAGAUACAACUAAAACCGCUAGAAACUACAUGAAAAUGAUAGGAGAACAAAGCUAUGAAAACUAUUUUGAUUGUCGAGAUACAGAGAAAUAUUCUUACUUUGAAAGGGAAAUGGGCAAAAACAGAAAUAAAGAUUCGAGAGAGUUGUUUGUCGGUGGAUUUGGUAUCCAUCAUGCGGGAAUGAGUAGAUCUGACCGAAACCUUACUGAGAAGAUGUUCUUAGCAGGUGUCAUUAAAGUUUUGGUUUGUACUGCCACUUUAGCUUGGGGUGUCAAUUUGCCUGCAGCUGCGGUCAUCAUCAAAGGAACGCAAAUUUACGAUUCAAAGCAAGGUGGUUUUAUUGAUUUAGGUAUCUCCGAUGUGAUCCAAAUUUUUGGUAGAGCCGGUAGACCGCAAUUUGAAGCACAUGGUAUAGGUAUUCUGUGCACAUCUUCUGAUAGGUUAGACCAUUAUAUCUCUCUCUUAUUACAGCAGCAUCCUAUUGAGUCUAAACUUACGGCUAAGCUUGUGGAUAAUUUGAAUGCAGAGAUUUCUUUGGGGACUGUGACUAACGUUGAGGAAGGUGUUCAAUGGUUAGGUUACACUUAUCUUUACGUGCGAAUGAAGCAAAAUCCUUUUGCUUACGGAAUUGAUUGGCAAGAACUAGCACAAGAUCCAUUAUUGGUUCAAAGAAGAAGGAACAUGAUUAUUGAUGCCGCCAGAAAAUUACAUAAAUUACAAAUGAUUGUAUUUGAUGAAAGAUCAUUUGGCCUUAUUCCGAAAGAUAUUGGAAGAAUUUCUUCAGAUUUUUAUUUGUUGAACGAAUCUGUUGAAGUUUUCAAUGAAAUGAUCACUUCACAGGCUUCUGAAGCUGACGUUUUAAGCAUCAUUUCAAUGAGUUCUGAAUUUGAUAAUGUGAAAUUUAGGGACGAUGAAGCGAAAGAGUUGGACGAAUUAAGAGAUGAACGAAUUGUUUGCGAAAUAGGUCCAAAAUUGGAAAGCUCACAAAAGAAAACUAACAUUUUGCUACAGUCUUAUAUUUCACGGGCGUUCGUGAAAGACUCGGCAUUAGCUUCAGAUAUGUCAUAUAUUGCUCAAAAUGCAGCUCGUAUUUGCCGGUCCUUAUUCUUUAUGGGUUUGAACAGAAGGUGGGGUAUCUUUACUCGACACAUGCUUGAAAUAUGCAAAGCUGUUGAUAGACAAAUGUGGCCCUUUCAGCACCCUAUGAAUCAGUUUCAGUUACAGCCUCCAAUUAUCAAGUUAAUUGAAGCCAAAAAGCCGACAAUUGAGCAUUUGAGAGAUAUGGAGUCUGGUGAAUUAGGUGAUCUUGUCCAUAAUAAAUCUAUGGGUCCUAAACUUCACAAAUUAAUAGGACGCUUUCCAUACCUAUUACUGGAUGUUGAAUGUUUUCCUAUAACUACAAAUGUUAUGCGUAUUCAUGUUUCAGUAGAAGCCGAUUUUAUUUGGAAUUUUGAGUACCAUGGUAAUGCUCAAUUUUUCUGGAUUCUAGUUGAAGACAGUGACAAUUCGAAUAUAUUGCACUAUGAAAAAUUUAUCCUUAACAAGAAGUCUUUCAGCUCUCCUCACGAGUUAGAUUUUAUGAUUCCAUUGAGUGAUCCACCUCCGCCACAAAUACUUGUUAGGGCCAUUAAUGAUGUGUGGAUCGGUGCAGAAAACAGUGUUGCUGUCUCGUUUAAGCACUUGAUCAAGCCACACAAUGACACUGUCAAAACGAAGUUACUAAAAUUGCAUCCCUUACCCAUCACAGCCCUCAAUAAUAAAAAUAUUGAAGGUAUUUACAAAAGUAAAUUUUCCUACUUCAAUCCAAUGCAAACGAUGACUUUUCAUACUUUAUACAAUACCAACUCUAGUGUAUUUGUUGGAUCUCCUACAGGUUCUGGAAAAACUGUUGUUGCGGAAUUUGCCAUUUGGCAUGCAUUUAAUGAGUUCCCUGGAUCUAAAGUUGUCUAUAUCGCACCAAUGAAAGCAUUAGUGAGAGAAAGAGUUGAUGAUUGGAGGGCAAGAAUAUGCCAAAACACGAACCACAAAAUUGUCGAGUUAACUGGUGACUCGUUACCUGGUGUUCAAGAGGUUAGAGAAGCAGAUAUCAUUAUUACUACUCCCGAAAAGUUUGAUGGUAUUUCACGUAAUUGGCAAUCUAGAAAGUUUGUUCAACAAGUGUCCUUGUUGAUUAUGGAUGAAAUUCAUUUAUUAGCAAGUGAUAGAGGUCCAAUUUUAGAAAUAAUUGUGAGUAGAAUGAAUUAUAUUUCUUCAUUCACUAAGAAACCCAUAAGGUUAUUAGGUUUGUCUACUGCGGUUUCUAAUGCUAUGGAUAUGGCAAGUUGGUUGGGGGUGAAAGAGGGACUAUUCAAUUUUCCUCAAAGUGUGAGACCAGUUCCGUUGGAGAUGUAUAUUGACGGAUUCCCUGAUAACUUGGCAUUUUGCCCAUUGAUGAAAACGAUGAAUAAGCCAGCAUUUAUGGCAAUCAAACAGCAUUCUCCUUCCAAGCCAGUUUUGAUUUUUGUUGCAUCUCGAAGACAGACAAGAUUAACUGCUCUUGAUAUAAUCCAUUUGUGUGGUAUGGAAGAAAAUCCACGUAGAUUCCUCAAAAUCAAUGAAGAUGAGUUGGCACCAUACAUAAAUAAAGCGAAAGAUGAUACAUUGAAACUAGCGUUACAAUUUGGUAUAGGAUUACAUCAUGCCGGUUUGGUUGAGAGUGAUAGACAAAUAUCGCAUAAGUUGUUUGAACAAAACAAAAUACAAAUCUUGAUUGCAACUUCCACUUUGGCAUGGGGUGUCAAUUUGCCGGCACAUUUAGUAAUUAUAAAAGGUACCCAAUUCUUUGAUGCGAAAAUUGAAGGUUACAAAGAUAUGGACUUGACUGAUAUUCUACAAAUGAUGGGAAGAGCAGGUAGACCAGCUUUUGACACUAAUGGUAUUGCUAUGGUUUUCACCAAAGAAUCUAAAAAGACAUUCUACAAACACUUUUUGAACGUUGGAUUUCCCGUUGAGUCUUCAUUACACAAAGUUAUGGACAAUCACAUUGGUGCUGAAAUCUCUUCGGGAACAAUCAAAACGAGACAAGAGGCGAUGGAUUUUUUAACCUGGACUUUCUUAUAUAGAAGAGCACACCACAAUCCAACAUACUACGGCAUAGAAGAUAUUUCUCAAGAGGGCAUUAGUUCCUAUUUAAGUGGGUUGAUUGAUAAGGUUAUCAAUAAUUUAGUUGAAUCAAAGUGUGUUAUUACUACAGGAGAAAAGCUAGAGUCCACGCCAUUCUUAGAAAUAUCAUCCUACUAUUACUUAUCGCACAAAACCAUUAGAAAUCUUCUUAAUAAAGUUAUUCCGUAUGCAAGUUUUAGACAAUGCUUGAGAUGGUUAUGUGAAGCUUCAGAAUAUGAUGAGUUACCCACUAGACACGGGGAAGAAUUAAUCAAUAUGGAAAUGUCACAAGAGAUGAGAUAUUCUGCCGAUGACUUGGAAGACUAUGAAUUUAUUUGGGAUCCACAUAUCAAGGCAUUCUUGUUGUUGCAGGCAUAUAUGACCAGAAUUGAGCUACCGAUUGCAGAUUAUGCACAGGAUACUGUUUCUGUACUAGAUCAAAGUUUGCGUAUUUUGCAAGCAUAUAUUGAUGCCACGUCUGAGAUGAGGUUCUUAUCUACUACACUGAAUUUCAUCAAGGUCAUGCAAUGUAUAAAGCAGGGGUGUUGGUUUGAUGAUGAUUUUGUUUACGCAUUACCGGGCUUGAAAAUGAAGAAGGCUAGCGAUUCGGAGAAGAACUUUGAUCUUGAUGGUAGUGAAUGGAGAACUGCAGCUGAAAACAGUGAGCUCACCUUGAAGCAAAUAGGUAGCUUUAAGAAGAAGCCGAACGGCAUGAACAAACUUGCUGAUAAGUUGAGAGUCAGUAGAAAUAAGAAAGAGGAAUUUAUCAGGGUUGCUUCUACACUUCCCACAGGAGAAUUUAAGGUUCUUGAGCAAAAUAGUCCCGAAGAGAUUGGGGUGGAGUUGUCACAUGAGAACGCAAUGUUCCGGAAAGACUACAGAAUCUAUGCACCAAAGUUUUCGAAGCCACAAAGAGAAACGUGGUUUGUUAUUUUGUGCGACUUGGCAAAGGACGAAUUGUAUGCCAUCAAAAGAGAGUCGCCUAGAAGAUCAGGAGGUGGUGUUGACAAGGUGCAGAGCAAGCUCAAGGUUGCAGAAGAACUACGUGGAAGAGAGGUUGACGUUCUCAUGGUGAGUGAUUUUACCGAUCUCACCUACCGAGGGAGACAUAAGUUAAAGUGA